AUGGAAGGAUACAUUCAUAAAGAUGUGAAGACGCUGGUGCCACGUUCUGACGCCGCGUUCUACUGGCAGCCCAACAUUGUGCUCUCAGGAGUGGUCAACACGGAUGCGCUGGCGCUCUCGAUGGACAAGGAGCCCCAGGACAUGUACAUCAUCGCUCAAGAGGCCGGCAAGGCCGUACUGUUCGACGCGCAGGAAGUGCUUGAGCUAAGUGGGGAGGAUAUCGUGAUUGAGCAUGAGAAGUCAAAGAUCGUGACCUUGACCUGCGACUUCGACCUCUACAUAUACCCUUUUGACGUGCAGACGUGCAACCUGACCAUGGCGCUGGUAGGAAAAAUAAAAUCCGAUGCUCAAUGGCAAUCUGAGUGGAAGGAGAACAAUGAUUACUCUGGCAGUUCUCUCCACCUCUACACCUUCAUCCACUUCAAGAGAAUGAUGCUGCAGGAGGAGGGAAACCCGUUGCAUCUUCCGACCAUCUGUUAUUCCAGUUGCAUCUUCCGAGCAGAUGUUGUUCCAGUUUCCGAGCAGAUGUUGUUCCAGCUUCGCGUUGCACGUCGCUUCGGCAGCCACGUCCUCGUGACGUUCCUGCCGUGCUUCGUCUUGCAGCUCAUCGGACUCAGCGUCUUCGCCGUUCCUCUGGACGACCUCCCCUCUCGUCUCACCGUCAGCAUCUCAUGCCUCAUCGUCAUGGCGGCGCUCUUCACUCAGAUCAGCUCGACGCUGCCAGUGUCUGCCGACCCCAAGAUGAUCGAUGUGUGGAUGUUCGUCCACGUGCUGAUGCUCGCGGUUGUCUUCUUCUCGCUGCUCGCGCUGGACAAAAUCCACGUAGGAACACUGCAGGAUAAUGAGGAGCGACUCCAAGUUUGGUUCGAGAAAAAGAAGGUGUGGCCCAUGAACCUACCAAAGGAGCCAGGCAAACGCUCGCUGUCCCGCCGAGUGAACCUCUGCACUGCGCUGCUCUUCGUCGCCCUCUACCUCGCAUUCGUCGCUGUCUUCAUUGUUUACAUUUACGUCUCCAGGAAUAAUCAGCUUUACGGAAAUUAA
Molecule: messenger RNA, 1041 nt
Organism: Hyalella azteca
Lineage: Eukaryota; Metazoa; Arthropoda; Malacostraca; Amphipoda; Hyalellidae
Product: glycine receptor subunit alpha-3-like
Exons: 6
Coding region: 1-1041 (346 amino acids)
Biological process (GO): regulation of membrane potential; monoatomic ion transmembrane transport; nervous system process
Cellular component (GO): neuron projection; membrane; synapse
Molecular function (GO): neurotransmitter receptor activity; transmembrane signaling receptor activity; extracellular ligand-gated monoatomic ion channel activity
Source: RefSeq, a predicted model, not a curated record